This is a messenger RNA of Bursaphelenchus okinawaensis, 2040 nucleotides long. NCBI's taxonomy places the organism in Eukaryota, Metazoa, Nematoda, Chromadorea, Rhabditida, Aphelenchoididae. The record is from the annotation of a GenBank genome assembly.
AUGGCCAAGAAGAAGAGAGUGAGCAAGAAGUCGGCUGCCAUGGAGGAGCGGGUGGCUCAGUUACAGUCCAAUCCUGUCUUCCACGAGAUGCCAAAGACCGAAAAGAAGGUUAAACUGGAUCCGCGGUUCAGUAAGAUGUUUACGGAUGAAAGAUUUGCUUCAACUAGUGCUAAAAUCGACAGAAGAGGGCGAAAAGUAGAGGAGAAGCUACAAGAAGAGCUGAAAAAUGUCUACGAUGUGGAACAGUCUUCUGAGUGAGUUCUCAAUAAAUUACAUUAUUAUUUUAUACAAAAGUAAGUUAUCAAAAUGAAAGUUUAUGGUUCCAGUGAGGAGCCAGAAAAAACUGCUGCACCUCAGCCACGCAUCGACUUGGCCAGAGGCGAAGGAAUGGUAGAGUCGUCUUCAGAUGACGAUGAGUCUUCUGAAGAGGAGGAAGAAGAAGUAGAGGACGUAUGGGGUGAAUUGGAUUCAGGAGUCCGUCAAGUUGAGUGGACUAGCAACCGGCUGUCAGUAUGUAACCUGGACUGGGACAAGAUCAAAGCCGAGGAUAUAUUCAUGGCUUUGGAGUCGUUCAAGCCGGCUACUGGCGUCAUUCAGUCUGUCGCGAUAUAUCUGUCUGACUUUGGAUCUGAGAGAUUAAAGGAGGAAGAUAAGUCUGGACCGCAGUUAAAGGUCAAGAAAGACGAGGAUGUUGAUCAAGAUAACCUGUAAGUCUGUCAUGUAUGCUUAGUGUUACAAAAGGUUUGUAACAGCUGAAUGUUGUUGUAAGCUUUAAACAAAGUACAAUUCUUUAUUACAGGCCAUCCGAAGUCAUCAGGGCUUACCAGUUGGACAGAUUUAAGUACUACUACGCUGUUGUUGUGUGUGAUAAUGACGCAACGGCCAAUACAAUAUAUGAAAGUUGUGAUGGAAUUGAAUUUGAAAGUAGUGGAGUCAAGUUCGAUUUGCGUUUCAUACCAGAGGACAUGGAAUUUGAUGUGAGUUUUGUUUAUGGUAUUUGCAGGGACGUCGUUUGGGGGAGGGGGGGGUACCCCCUCCCCGAAUUCCACAGUUAGUUUACCUGUACGCAAAAAAAACGAAAAAAAAAUUUUUUGGAAAAUCGCUCCACAUUAUAAGUAGCUUACCUGUAGACGAAAAAAAUUUUUUCGGCCUCCUUCUCCCCGAGAGAAAAUCUGUAGCGACGUCCCUGGGUAUUUGAAAAGUGAUUUUAAAUUGUAAAGCUUUUUGAAUUAAAUUUAAUGAGUUUGUUUUUUCAGGAUGACAGGAUACGAGAACAGAUAACUUCAGAGGAAUUUAAUGCGAAGAAAUAUAAGCCUAAAUAUAAUGUUCAGUCGGCUGCCGUUAAGCGUUCUAACGUCAAAAUGGAGUGGGACAAUAACGACUAUGAUAGACAAGUUAUGAUACAAAAGGCAUUCGAUCCAGAUGUAGAUCUCGACGAGUGUUCGUAGGUUUGCUUAUGGUUUAUUGUCUUAAUUGCACUUAUUUAUACCCUUGAAUUAUUUUAAAGACUUCAUUUUUAGAGCUCUGAUUGCUUCCGGUUCAGAUGACGAUGAAGAUCCAGAAUUCCAGUUGGGAACACAAGCUCUAUUAAGUGCUGCUGGCAUUCAAAGGAAACCACAAGAGAAUAAGACUAAUUCUAAAACAAAGCAAGAAACACAAGAGAACAGUGAAGAUGAACAAGAAGAAAAGCUAGUGGAUAAGAAGGAUAACAAAGACAAGGGAUUAACACCGUUCCAAGAGUAUCUACAACGAAGAAAACAGAAGCGGAAAGAACGGAAGACGUUGAUCAAGGAGAAGAAACAGUCCCAGAAGCGUGAAUUACAAUCAGAAGCCGAACCAAAGGCUUCAGAAUCCAAGAAGAAGAAGAUGAAGCUCUCUGAGACGGCGUCGAAGCUGGGCGUGAACACUGAUGACUCAAGAUUCACGGCUCUGUUUACAAACAGCGACUUUGCUAUCGACAAAACACACUCCCAAUUCAAGGGGGGUGUUUUGGCUGAUAAGCAAGUAGAGGAGAAGAAAAAAAGAAAAACCAGAAAGUAA